Molecule: messenger RNA, 1425 nt
Organism: Galeopterus variegatus (Sunda flying lemur)
Lineage: Eukaryota; Metazoa; Chordata; Mammalia; Dermoptera; Cynocephalidae
Product: leukocyte immunoglobulin-like receptor subfamily A member 6
Exons: 7
Biological process (GO): cytokine-mediated signaling pathway
Molecular function (GO): inhibitory MHC class I receptor activity
Source: RefSeq, a predicted model, not a curated record
AUGACCCCCAUCCUCACAGCCCUGCUUUGGCUUGGUCUGAGUCUGGGUGCCAGGACCCAAAUGCAGGCAGAGACCUUCUCAAAACCCAAAAUCUGGGCUGACCCAGGCUCUGUGAUCACCUUGGGGAGCCCCGUGACCAUCUGCUGUCAGGGGACCCUGGAGGCCCAGGAGUACCACCUGUAUAAAGAGGGAAGAUCAUUUCCCCGGGACAUACAGAGCCCACUGGAGCCCAGGAACAAGGCCAAGUUCUCUAUCCCAUCCAUGACACAGCACGAUGCAGGGCGAUAGCAAUGUUACUAUCACAGCCCUGCCGGCUGGUCAGAGUCCAGUGACCCCCUGGAGCUGGUGGUGACAGGAAUGUACAGAAAACCCACCCUCUCAGCCCUGCCCAGCCCUGUUGUGACUCCAGGAGGGAAUGUGACCCUCCAAUGUAGCUCAAGCCUCAGGUUUGGCACGUUUGUUCUGACUGAGGAAGGAAAAAACAAUCUCUCCUGGACCCUGGACUUAGAGCAACACCCUGGUGGGGAGUUCCAGGGCCUGUUCUCUGUGGGCUCCAUGACCACAAUGCACAGGCGUACGUUCAGAUGCUAUGGCUAUUACAGGAACACACCCCAGCUGUGGUCAGAACCCAGCGAUCUCCUGGAGCUCAUGUUCUCAGGUGUGUCCAGGAAGCCCUCCCUCCUGACCCAGCAGGGCCCUGUCAUGGCCCCCGGAGAGAAUCUGACCCUCCAGUGUCACUCUGAUGUCAGCUAUGACAGAUUCUCUCUGUCCAAGGAGGGGCGCCAUGACCUCCCCCAGGGCCCUUGCUGGUAGUCCCAGGCUGGGCUCUCUCAGGCCAACUUCCCCCUGGGCCCUGUGAGCAAUUCCCGCAGGGGCAGGUACAGAUGCUAUGGUGCACACGGCCUCUCCUCUGAGUGGUCAGCCCCCGGUGACAUCCUGAUCGGAGAACAGCUCCCUGACGGAUUCCCCCUCUUGGUGCAGCCCGAUCCCACAAUGGCCUGAGGAGAGAACAUGACCUUGCUGUGUCAGUCAUAGAGCCUGAUAGACACUUUCCUUCUGUCCAAGGAGGGGAUAGCUGAUCCCCCCCUGCAUCUUAGAUCAAAGUACAGCGCUCAGUAGUACCAGGCCAAAUUCCCCAUGAUUCCUGUGACCUCAGCCCCCGGGGGGACCUACAGGUGCUAUGGCUCAGGUAGCACCUCCCCCUACCUAUUGUUAUACCCCAGUGACCCCCUAGAGCUCAUGGUCUCAGGUGAGGCUUCCCCACCCCUCUCUUUGUCCACAAUUCCUAGCCUCAUACCCAAGGAUUACAGAGUAGAAAAUCUCACCCAGAUGUGUAUGGCUUGUUUGAUCCUGGUGGUGUUCAGGAUUCUGGUGUUUGAGGGUUGGCACAACCAGAGAAGCCCCCAAGAUGCAGCCAGGAGGUAG